Oreochromis aureus is the source of this 2585-nucleotide messenger RNA. RefSeq names its product extracellular calcium-sensing receptor-like. The transcript is spliced from 11 exons. The record is from RefSeq and is a predicted model, not a curated record. Gene Ontology annotation, cellular component: membrane. NCBI's taxonomy places the organism in Eukaryota, Metazoa, Chordata, Actinopteri, Cichliformes, Cichlidae. Gene Ontology annotation, molecular function: G protein-coupled receptor activity. Gene Ontology annotation, biological process: G protein-coupled receptor signaling pathway. Bases 55 to 2574 code for a protein of 839 amino acids.
GGACCUCUCUCCUGUAGUGACUAUGGUUUAAAAACAUUCCUGCACAGUCAAGUGAUGAUAUACGCCAUCAGCAAAAUCAACCUACCUAACAUCAGCAUAGGAUACGACAUCUAUGACACUUGUGGAGACGUCGGCCUCGCCUUGAGAGCGACUCUCCAGCUGCUGAAGAAUCAGUCAGACCCACAAAGCUGUUUAGUGCCAGCAGAUGCUCAGUUUGACUUACCUGAACCCGAAACCAAGGUGGUGAUCGGGGAAAGGUACUCAGAAGUAUCGAUAGCUGUUGCACGACUUAUUGCUCUGUCUUCAGUUGCCCAGAUUAGUUAUGCAUCCACAAGUGAGCUGCUGAGCAGCAAGUUCAAGUUUCCCACUUUUCUGCGAACCGUGCCUAGUGACAAAUAUCAGACAAGAGGUAUUACUGAGCUGGUGAAGAUAUUCCACUGGAAAACAGUGAUUAUUGUGGGAAGUGAUGAUGAGUAUGGGAAAUAUGGCAGUGAUAGCCUUCAAGUCAACUUCAACAACGAGAAUAUCUGCAUUGAAUUUGUUCACAUCUUGUCUGCUGAUUUUACGACAAACAAUAAUAGCAUGAACCAAACUGAGCUGACUGAACUACUGGAAAAAAUCCAAAACUCUUCUGCUGAGGCCAUCAUCAUCUUCACAAAGGACACUAAUGCUGAAAUCAUCCUGGAAGCAGCUAUUAGACACAGAGUCAACAGAACGUGGAUUGCAAGUGAUGCAUGGUCCAGCUCUUCAAAUAUCGCUGCAAUGCAAGACAUCGAGCUGGCAGGAGAAGUUUUUGGGUUCGUAUUAAAGCAGAAAGAGGUGCCUGGCUUUAAAGACCAUGUCAUGUCGAUGUUUAAUGGAACUAAUAACACAAUUCUUAGAGAUUACCAGACGCAGCAUCUACUUUCUGUAAAUCAGUCUGAAGAAGAAAGAACGCAACAUCUGGCUUCUUACAUCGACCAGGAUGAAUCUUAUGGUGUUUAUUUAGCAGUUCGAGUCAUUGCUGAAGGGCUCAGACGCUUGCUGAAGUGUAACGACCAUCGGUGUGAACGAAGAUCCAGUUUCACAGCCUCAGAGCUUCUAUCGGAAAUCCAGAAAGUAAACUUUACUGAGAACAACACACAAAUAUACUUCAAUAGUGAUGGAGAUCCCAGUUUGGGAUAUGAUAUUGUAUACUGGAACAGGUCUGAGGGUAUAAUAAUACAAACUAUUGGAGAAUACAGUCCAGAAGGAAAAAUUACAGUCCCAACAGGCCUUUUCAGUCACCUCAUAAAUGACACGGUCUCUGUUUACAAUUGCUCAAAAAAAUGUAAACAAGGACAAGGAUUUACAUUAAAAGGAAAGUGUUGCGGAGUUUGUGUUCCAUGUGCAAGUGGAGAGAUUUCUGAUGGAAAUAGUUCAGCAUGCAAGCGCUGCACUGACAACCAAUAUUCAAUUGCUGAACAGAGGGAUCAGUGUUUCAACAAAAUGGAUGAAUUUCUCCUCUGGACCGAUCCCUUCUCAGUCAUUCUGAGCUUCCUUGCAGUUGUUGGGAUCAUUGCUACCGUUGUCUUUGCUGUUCUGUUUGCAGUAUAUCUUAAAACUCCCAUUGUGAAGGCAGUUGGAGGUUAUUUGUGCUUUCUGGAGCUUUUUGCAUUGCUGACUGGCUUCUGUCUUACAUUCACCUUCAUAGGGAAACCUACUGAGAAGAUUCAUUGUGUAGGUGUGCCUCUCUUUGGCAUAGCCUUUACCCUCUGCAUCUCUUGCAUUCUGGCAAACUUGCUUCAGAUCUUCUUGGGCUUCAAGUUUGACCUUAAGGGAAAGUCUUGGAUAAAGAAGCUGAAUAUGCCAUUGGUGGUGGUGACCAUCAUCUUUGGGAUUCAGUUAGGCCUAUCUGUGUCAUGGCUGACCAAAGAACCACCACAUCCUGACAAUAAAUCUUUAGAUCAGACUAUCCUAUACAACUGGAGGAGUGGGCGGAGCGGUGGAGGAUCCUCUGGCUGGCUGGAGCGGCAGAAAAUAACCAUCUCUGGAGAGAAUGGUCUUCUACGUGCAUACUCUCCUGGGAAUAUCAUCAUUGGAGGACUUUUCCCCAUUCACUUAACAACCAAUAGGACUAACACUUCUGGACCUCUCUCCUGUCGGGACUAUGACAUACAAAUGUUCCUCCGUAGUCAAGUGAUGAUAUACGCCAUCAGCAAAAUCAACCUACCUAACAUCACCAUAGGAUACGACAUCUAUGACACUUGUGGAGAUGUCAGCCUCGCUUUGAGAGCGACUCUCCAGCUGCUGAAGAAUCAGUCAGACCCACAAAGCUGUUUAGUGCCAGCAGAUGCUCAGUCCAAGUUACCUGAACCCAAAACCAAGGUGGUGAUCGGUGAAAGGACCUCAGAAGUAUCGAUAGCUGUUGCACGACUUGUUGCUCUGUCAUCAAUUGCCCAGAUUAGUUACGGAUCGACUAGUGAGCUGCUCAGCAGGAAAUACAAGUUCCCUACAUUUCUACGAACAGUGCCUAGUGAUGAAUAUCAGACAAGGGCUUCUCUCAGAAAUCCAGAAAGUAAACUUUACUGUGGGAACCACGCGUAUCUUUUUUAAUAGAGAUGGAG